CUCUCCCCACUCUCCCCGAUUCCCAGCCGCCACCAUCCCCGCCGCCGCACGCCUCCCCCUAAUCCCAACGGCCAGCGAGCAUCCCCCUAAUCCCAACGGCCGGCGAGCCUCCCGCUUCCUCCCUCGGCCAGCGCGCCUCCCCACGGUCGGGUCCAGACCGGCUCCAAUGCGCCGCUGCCGCCAUCUUCCCCUGCGUGCUGUUGCCAGGCGUUGGAUCCCGAGCGCCGCCGGCGGGCCCUGGAUCCCACGCGCCGCCUCCUGUCCAUGGAUCCCGCGCACUGCCGUCGCCUCCCAAGGCCACAACGCGCCACCUGGCGGCCCCCGCUGGAGACCCCCUGCCUCCUUCCUCCCAGCGUCGGCCGGGUGGUGCAUCACCUGAGCGCCGUCGAGCACAGCCGGAGAUCCCCCCUGCCUCCUUCCUCCCUGGACUCACGUCCACAGCCACUCCACCGCCCCCAGCACGGGCGCGCGGGAUCCAGCGGCGGCGAGCCUCUGAUGGGAGGUUUCAGGUGCAAAAAAGUUGGAUGUGGUAAUAUGUUGGUUCAGUUUCACAGGUACUUCAAAUAUUGGGAAAAGAGAGUUUCCUUCUCCAAAAUGCGUCAAAGUCGUGAAGUGCUAAUUCUUCUUGUGUGCUUCUAUAGAGCCUUGUGUUUCAGUCACCACCAUCAACGAACCAGCUCGUCCUAUUUUGCGGAUGCAAGGCACACGAUAGUUUUUAGCCGGAAUGCAUUUCAGAGUUGCUAGCAGUAGUAGAUCUUGGGAUUUGGUCACACAAGGAAGAAGAUGAAAAGAAAAAUGGUGAGUUGGAGAUUGCAUGUUCAUUGCUCAGAAGGAUAAAAUCCUUUUGGUUUUAGCUAGAGAAAAACUAGUGGGGUAAAAAAAAAAGCAGCUAAAUGGUUUGCUUCACAGACUAAAUUCUUCAUUGUUACUUUAUGUAUGAGCAUCAAACUUGAUUUAAAUGUGAGGUGGUUCGCCGACAGUAAUUUGGUCAGUUCAAUAAUAUAUGUACAA
Molecule: messenger RNA, 1011 nt
Organism: Triticum aestivum (bread wheat)
Lineage: Eukaryota; Viridiplantae; Streptophyta; Magnoliopsida; Poales; Poaceae
Exons: 3
Coding region: 265-744 (159 amino acids)
Source: RefSeq, a predicted model, not a curated record